Molecule: messenger RNA, 2155 nt
Organism: Rubroshorea leprosula
Lineage: Eukaryota; Viridiplantae; Streptophyta; Magnoliopsida; Malvales; Dipterocarpaceae
Source: the annotation of a GenBank genome assembly
UUAAUCAAGAAAAAGUAUCAUUUUUCUUCAUAUUUCUUCAUAUUUUUCUCUCCUACCUUGUUUUCUCACAUGGUAUCAGAGCAGUUGAGCUCUUUUACCUCUUUUCACUUUUUGAUUUUUUGCUUCUGGUUUGUGCCGGCAGUAUUGUGAUAUAUUGCUGUUUUUGUCCAGUAUUGUUUCGGGUUUCUUGUUUUUGCUUCAAUUGUGUUCAAUGUUUCUGGCCAACAUUGUGCGUUCAGAAUUGCUUUCUGGUAGCUAGCUGUUACUGCCCAGAUCUGCAUCAGUCUCUUUUUGAUUCGGUCAGAUUUCUUUACAUAAUAUCUUUGUUUUUUCAUGGAGAAAUAUGAUAUUUCACCCCCAAUUUCAACUACUCUCAAUGGCUCAAAUUACAUACUCUAGGCUCAAAGUAUGCGCAGUUUUUUAAAGGAUCGAAAAUUAUGGCGGUAUAUUACUGGUGACAUUACACUUCCACAAAAGGUUGCUAAUGAGACAGAUAAGAAGUAUGUUGACCAUCUAGAGGAUUGGGACAACAAAAAUCAUCAGAUCAUCACUUGGUUUCGCAACACCUCAAUUCCUUCCAUUCACCUUCAGUUUGGACGGUAUGAAACAACUAAGGAAGUGUGGGAUUUGCUUGUAGCAAGAUCUGAUCUGUGGAAGACCCAAUCAAAGCCUGAUCAGUCUUCCAAGCCUGUGGUUGCUGCAGCUGUUGCCAAUGAGGAUACCUUAGUCCAUCCUUCAAUUGGUAAUCUAGAGACUCUUCUUAGACAAAUGAUAUCAUCUUCCUCUACAUCUACUACCUUGCCUACCAUCCCAAGGUCUCCUGAUGAGCUUUCAAAUGAUCAAACUACCACGGCUCCUUUUUCAAAAGAUGUCUCUUUUGCGGAUAUUGCACUUGGAACAAAUGAGAUUGAAAAUUCACCAGUUGCUUCCUCUUCCAGUCAUCCUACUCGGCUAAGAAAUCCACCUACAUAUCUUCAAGAUUACCAUUGUACUUGGGACUUGGUUGAUCUUCCUAUGGAUAAGGCUCUUGUUGGAUGCAAGUGGGUAUACAAGAUCAAAACUCAUUCUAAUGGAUCUGUGGAGCAUUAUAAGGCAUGCUUGGUGGCAAAGGGUUUUACACAAGAAUAUGGCAUUGACUAUGAAGAGACCUUUGCUCCUAUUGCUUGUCUUACCAUAGUACGUAGUCUACUAGCUAUUGUUGUUGUACGUAAAUGGAAGUUGUUUCAGAUGGAUGUGAAGAAUGCCUUUCUUAAUGGUGAUUUGGAAGAGAAGGUUUAUAUGAAACCGCCUCUUGGACUUACUCAUCCUCCGAAUAAGGGAAUGGUUCUUUUACUCAUAUAUGUUGAUGAUAUGAUUAUUACGGGAGAUGAUGUUUCAGGGAUUGAUGAGCUUAAGCAGUUUCUCAGCCACAGAAUUGAGAUGAAAGACCUUGGCUCUUUGAGUUAUUUUUUAGGACUUGAAGUUACAUCCCUAGAUGAUGGCUAUCUUCUCUCUCAAGUGAAAUAUGCAUUAGAUCUCAUAUCUAAAGCUGGUUUCAUUGAUAGCAAGAUUGUCUCCACACCUCUUGAACCAAACAUCAAACUCACAUCAUUAGAUGGCUCUCCACUUCCUGACCCUACUCGUUAUCGAUAUAAGAAACAAGCUAUUCCAUCUCACUUUAGUACUAAGGUUGAAUACAAAGCUUUGGGUGACACCACUUCAGAACUUCCUUCCUUACAAUGGCUCUUGGAUGAUAUGGGUGUUUUCCAACCAUCUUCUACUGAUCUUUACUGUGACAAUCAAAGUGCUAUGCAGAUUGCUCACAAUGAUGUUUUCCAUGAACGUACAAAACAUAUUGAGGUCAAUUGUCAUUUUAUUCAAUAUCAUGUUGCCAAAGGAACUGUCCAUCUAGUCUUCAUUGGCUUUGUUGAUCAACCUACGGAUCUCUUCACUAAGGCUCAUUUUCUUGGACACUUUCGCACUCUUCUUUCCAAACUCAAGCUGGUCUCCUCAUCACCACCUUGAGUUUGAAGGGGAUAUUACAGAAUAUUCUCUCUUGAUUAUGUUCACAUUGCUAUGAUUAUAUUCACAUUAUAAUUGAUUUACAUAAUUAGAUUAAUUGAUUUUGUACUGCAAAAUAUUCUCUUUUACAGACCUAUAAAUAGGCACUUUGUAU